This is a messenger RNA of Notothenia coriiceps (black rockcod), 617 nucleotides long. Its product is annotated as sodium/potassium/calcium exchanger 1-like. NCBI's taxonomy places the organism in Eukaryota, Metazoa, Chordata, Actinopteri, Perciformes, Nototheniidae. The record is from RefSeq and is a predicted model, not a curated record. The transcript is spliced from 3 exons. The annotation marks the transcript as partial.
CCUCUUUGUCCGCAGAGAGAAUCAUCCCUUAGAGUCGGACCUGGAGUGGAGAAGACCAAUUGUGGCCUGAACAAAGACAGACGGAGAGAACUAAUGCCAAGGCCUUCUCCUCCUCAGACAGCCUAGCGAAGGUCCAGGAGGUAGCAAGCUGGCUUUUGGAAAUGAACCAGGAUCUGCUGUCGGGGGGCAGCAGCAGCAGGCGGGGUCGGGGGCCGGGGGGUCCGGCAGUCCGAGGUAACGCCUCCUCCACGACCCGGGCACCCCAACAGGCAGCAGAGGAGGGUGAUGAGGAUGAGCACAUGAACCGGGUAGUAGAGGAGGAAGAGCAGCUGCAGCAGAGGGCUGAGGCGUCGCAGGUUGAUGGCGAGAGGGAACAACCAUGGGCGCCAAGUGAGUCGGGAGCCAGCAACGGCCCCCGGGGGGACGAGGACGGCGAGGAAGACGAGGAGGGGCCUCCAAACGAAGUGAACGGAGGCGAGAAAGGAGCCCGAUGGAUGUGGGGGGCGGAGCAGAGGAGACUACGAGGCCAGCCGCUGGGCGAGGAGGAAGAGGAGGAGGAGGAGGAGGAAGAGGAGGAGAACAACAACAGCAGCAGUCACCAAGAGGAGGAGGAGGCG